Oryza brachyantha (malo sina) is the source of this 2761-nucleotide messenger RNA. Its product is annotated as elongation factor 2-like. The transcript is spliced from 3 exons. Gene Ontology annotation, biological process: translational elongation. The record is from RefSeq and is a predicted model, not a curated record. NCBI's taxonomy places the organism in Eukaryota, Viridiplantae, Streptophyta, Magnoliopsida, Poales, Poaceae. Gene Ontology annotation, molecular function: translation elongation factor activity; GTP binding; GTPase activity. Gene Ontology annotation, cellular component: ribonucleoprotein complex; cytosol. The coding region runs from base 1 to 2556 and encodes 851 amino acids.
AUGGUGAGGUUCACGGCGGAGGAGCUCCGCGCGAGCAUGGACAAGAAGCACAACAUCCGGAACAUGUCCGUGAUCGCCCACGUUGAUCAUGGGAAAUCGACGCUUACCGACUCGCUGGUGGCGGCGGCUGGCAUCAUCGCGCAGGACGUGGCCGGCGACGUGCGGAUGACGGACACGCGCGCGGACGAGGCGGAGCGCGGCAUCACCAUAAAGUCGACGGGCAUAUCGCUCUACUACGAGAUGGCGGAAGAGUCCCUCGAGAGGUUCGACGGCGUGCGCGCCGGCAGCUCGUACCUCAUCAACCUCAUCGACUCGCCCGGGCACAUCGACUUCUCCUCCGAGGUGACGGCCGCGCUCCGCAUCACCGACGGCGCCCUCGUCGUCGUCGACUGCAUCGAGGGCGUCUGCGUCCAGACCGAGACCGUGCUCCGCCAGGCGCUCGCCGAGCGGAUCAAGCCCGUCCUCACCGUCAACAAGAUGGAUCGCUGUUUCCUUGAGCUCCAGCAAAACGGCGAGGAGGCGUACCAGGUGUUCUCCCGCGUGAUCGAGAACGUGAACGUGACCAUGGCGCCGUACGAGGAUGCUAAGCUGGGCAACUGCCUGGUGGCUCCGGAGAAGGGCACGGUGGCCUUCUCGGCCGGGCUGCACGGCUGGGCCUUCACCCUGUCCAGCUUUGCCAAGAGAUAUGCGGCCAAGUUCAAGGUGGACGAGGCCAAGAUGAUUGAGCGGCUCUGGGGCGAGAACUUCUUCGACCCGGUCACCAAGAAGUGGACGAACACAGAGACGAACUCGCCGACGUGCCAGCGCGGGUUCGUUCAGUUCUGCUACGAGCCCAUCCGCCAGAUCAUCUCGGCGUGCAUGACCGACGACAAGGAGAAGCUGUGGUCGAUGCUGGCGAAGCUCGAGGUCACGCUCAGGGCCGACGAGAAGGAGCUCACCGAUAAAAAGCUGAUGAAGCGCGUCAUGCAGGCGUGGCUGCCGGCGAGCGACGCCCUCCUCGAGAUGAUCAUCUUCCACUUGCCGUCCCCGGCCAUGGCGCAGCAGUACCGCGUCGAGACCCUGUACGAGGGGCCCCUCGACGACCCCUACGCCACCGCCAUUCGCAACUGCGACCCCAAGGGACCCCUCAUGGUCUACGUGUCCAAGAUGAUCCCAGCGAGCGACAAGGGGAGGUUCUUCGCCUUCGGCCGCGUCUUCUCCGGUACGGUGGGCACCGGCAACAAGGUGCGGAUCAUGGGCCCCAACUUCGUGCCCGGCGAGAAGAAGGACCUGUACGUCAAGACGAUGCAGCGCACGGUGAUCUGGAUGGGCAAGAAGCAGGAGUCCGUAGAGGAUGUCCCCUGCGGCAACACCGUCGCCAUGGUCGGCCUUGACCAGUUCAUCACCAAGAACGCCACGCUCAGCGACGAGAAGGCGGUGGACGCUCACCCGAUCAAGGCGAUGAAGUUCUCCGUGGCGCCGGUCGUGCGCAAGUCGGUGGCCUGCAAGAACGCCUCCGAGUUGCCCAAGCUCGUGGAAGGGCUGAAGCGCCUCGCCAAGUCGGACCCCCUGGUGGUGUGCACCAUCGAGGAGUCCGGCGAGCACGUCAUCGCCGGAGUGGGGCAGCUCCACCUGGAGAUUUGCCUCAAGGAUCUCCAAGAGGACUUCAUGAGCGGCACCGAGAUAAUCGUUGGCCCGCCAAUCAUCACCUACCGCGAGACCGUCGUCAGCAACUCGUGCCGCACCGUCUUGAGCAAGUCGCCGAACAAGCACAACAGGCUGUACAUGGAGGCCCGGCCGCUGGACACGGACGAGGAUCAGCAGCAGGAGAAGAAGGCGCUGUCCAAUGCGAUUGACGACGAGCGCAUCGGCCCCAAGGACGACGUCAAGGAGCGCGCCAAGAUCCUCUGCCAGGAGUUCGGCUGGGACAAGGACCUGGCCAAGAAGAUCUGGGCCUUCGGUCCGGAGACCAAGGGCCCCAACAUGUUCGUCGACAUGUGCAAGGGCGUCCAGUACCUGAACGAGAUCAGGGACUCGGUGGUCGCCGGCUUCCAGUGGGUGUCCAAGGAAGGCGCGCUCGCCGAGGAGAACAUGCGCGGCGUCUGCUUCGAGCUCUGCGACGUCGUGCUGCACUCCGACUCCAUCCACCGCGGCGGCGCCCAGAUCAUCCCGACCGCACGCCGGGCCAUGUACGCCGCGCAGCUCACGGCGUCGCCGCGCCUGAUGGAGCCCAUGUACCUGGUGGAUAUCCAGGUGCCGCAGGCGGUGGCGGGCAACGUCUACACCGUGGUGCACAGCCGGAGGGGCAGUCUGGUGGAGAUCCUUAGGCCCGGCACGCCAUUGGUCAACCUCAGGUUCUACCUCCCCGUCGCCGAGUCGUUCGACUUCACCGAGAGGCUCCGCGCCGACACGUCCGGCCAGGCAUUCCCGCAGUGCGUCUUCGACCACUGGAAGAUCAUGCCGUCUGAUCCGCUCGUGGAGGACUCUGAUGCGGCUAAGGUGAUCGCCGAUAUCAGGAAGAGGAAGGGUUUGAAGGACAUCAUGGUCCCGCUGUCAGAGUACGAGGAUAAGCUUUGAGCUGCCUCUUACAUGCUAUCCCUAUUUUUGUCUUCGUUCUUGUUCGAGCAUGACAGGGUGAGUAGCCGUUGUUUUUUGUCAGUUUAAGUUUAGGAAGGAAACUUAAGUUAAGUAGCAAGUUGUGCUUAAUAUGUAACCUUUGAGCAGAUUUUGUUAUGAAUAUUGUGUGCUACUACUAAAGCAUGAAUAGAAGUGUUGUUCGUCU